AUGGCAAGUCAAAUUAGAAUACCGGAGAACGGUGAAAAAAUAACGAUUCAAGGUGGCACGCUGAGCGUGCCAGAAAAUCCCAUUAUCGGAUAUGUCGAGGGCGAUGGCAUAGGACCUGACAUUACUCGCGCAUCCAUGCGCGUGUGGAAUGCAGCCGUUGAACUCGCUUACGGCAACAGUCGCAAGAUUCACUGGUGCGAGCUUUUCAUGGGUGAAAAAGCAGGUAGUCUCUAUGAUGGAAAUUAUUUUCCAGAUGAGACACUCGAAGCCAUUGAGGAUUUGGUUGUUGCGAUAAAGGGACCCUUGUCUACACCAGUUGGUGGCGGGUUUCGUUCACUGAAUGUUUCUCUUCGCCAGUCUCUAGAUUUGUAUGCAUGCAUUCGCCCGGUGAAAUAUUUUGCAGGGGUUCCUUCACCCAUGCGGCGCCCUGAAGAAGUGGAUGUGGUCAUAUUCAGGGAGAACACGGAAGAUGUCUAUUCCGGCAUUGAAUUUCCAAGCGGUUCGCCGGAAAAUGAAAAAUUGGCAAAAUUUCUGCGCGAGGAAAUGGAUGUAAAUUUCGAAGAAGGCGCUGGACUUGGAAAUCAAGCCAAUUCCGGCCGACAGAGCGUAACACUGGUGCACAAGGGUAACAUCAUGAAAUAUACCGAAGGUGCAUUUCGCUCCUGGGGAUAUGAAUUGGCACGCGAAGAAUUUGCUGAUGUUACGGUUACUGAAGACCAGGUUUGGGAAAUGUACGACGGUGAAGCACCCGAGGGCAAGGUAGUGAUCAAAGACCGAAUCGCCGAUAUCAUGUUUCAAUUGAUGCAGUUGCGGCCGGCAGAAUUCGAUGUUAUCGCAACCACCAACUUGAACGGCGACUAUCUGUCCGAUGCUGUUGCGGCGGAAGUAGGCGGUAUCGGCAUUGCUCCAGGUGCUAACAUCGCAGACCAUGUCGCGGUAUUUGAGGCAACUCAUGGUACAGCGCCGAAGUAUGCUAAUCAGGACAAGGUAAAUCCUUCAUCACUUUUACUGUCUGGCGUCAUGCUGCUUGAAUAUAUCCGCUGGCAGGAAGCUGCCGAUCUUAUCACCGAGACGUUUCCAAAAGUGAUUCGUCAGGGUAAAGUCACUUACGAUUUUGCGAGGUUGAUGGAAAACGCAACAGAGGUUUCGACGAGCGAGUUUGCCUCUGCGCUCAUUCAGGAGAUGAAAAGCUGA
Messenger RNA from Geodia barretti, 1194 nucleotides. Lineage: Eukaryota; Metazoa; Porifera; Demospongiae; Tetractinellida; Geodiidae. The record is from the annotation of a GenBank genome assembly.